Penicillium malachiteum is the source of this 1302-nucleotide messenger RNA. RefSeq names its product CCCH zinc finger protein. Bases 1 to 1302 code for a protein of 433 amino acids. Lineage: Eukaryota; Fungi; Ascomycota; Eurotiomycetes; Eurotiales; Aspergillaceae. Gene Ontology annotation, cellular component: nucleus. Gene Ontology annotation, molecular function: metal ion binding. The transcript has 5 exons. The record is from RefSeq and is a predicted model, not a curated record.
AUGACAGAGAACGAGGACCUGUUGGCCAAGAUUGGUCAACUUGCAGGCCAGAUAAAUCGCCAUAGAAGCCAAUCAACUCAGCCUCCUCAGCCCCAGUAUGCCGCUCGCAACACGCAUGGUCAUUCUGGAUGGGCUCCUUAUCAGCGUGGUGGUCGAGGUCGCCGCCCUGCAGCUCCUCACCGACACCGCACAUUGGUCUUGAAUGGAGCUUCCGGGUCCACGCCUAGUUUCACCUCAUCCCCUGGUCCUGUGAGCGAUAAUGAUGCCGAGUCACGUCCUCCAUCAACCUCGAACGGGUGGGUCACAAAACAUGAUCGUCACAUGCAACUCAUCAACUCUGCGGUGUAUGAUAAAGAAAAGCAAGCUCGGGCUAAGGCUAUGGAAGAAACUCGCAAGAUGAAGCAGCAACGACGUGCUGAGCGAGAGCAAUUAAAGGUGCUCCGCUAUGCUCACGGGAAUACAGCUGCAUCUGUCUCUGCUGCCGCGCAGCAGAUUCUCGUCAACGAUGUUCCAUUCCAGAUUAUGCGUGGCGGUAGCAAGCUGGUGCGCAUGUCGAAUGACCCAAACACUGCCAAUGCUACGCCAAAGCGAGUCACCGUCGCUGGUGUGACCUUUGUGCGGAGUAAGAAUGGCAAUCUUCACCGACUUGGUGCUGUUGCGACCAAAAUCAACAGACAGCCAGGCACCGUCAAGAAACGGGGCGAACUGUGCAAAAGAUUUACUUCGACCGGUACAUGCUACAAGGGACCAUCGUGUCUCUUCACCCACGACCCAAGCAAAGUUGCUAUCUGCAAGGACUUCCUCCAGACAGGUAAUUGCAAUGCAGGCGUCAGCUGUGAUCUUUCCCAUGAACCAUCGCCCCAUAGGUCCCCCACGUGUCUGCAUUUCAUCAAAGGUCGCUGCUCCAAUGAUAGCUGUCGCUAUUCCCAUGUUCGUACGACACCGGGUGCCCCUGUAUGCCGUGGAUUUGCAACUUUAGGAUACUGUGAGAAAGGUGCUGAGUGUGAGGACCGUCAUGUGCACGAAUGCCCUGACUAUGCAAACUCUGGUAUUUGCCACAAGAAGCGGUGCAAGCUGCCUCAUGUUGAUCGUGCUGGUCAAAUCCGGAAAGCAGCUGCUGCAGCUGCCAGUAGAGCCGAGGCUGGAGAGGAUGAUUCUGACGAGUCUAGCGAGGAGGAAGAUUAUGAUGCGAUUGACUCUGAUGAUAUUGAUUCGGAUGAGUUUGACGAUUCGCCUGAGCAACUGAUCGAAGGGUCUGGUAGCCACGAAAUGUCUCAGCAGCAUGACUUUAUCAAAUUUUAA